AUGGAUGUUUUGGGACCAGACGUCCAUGUGACAAACAUUGGAAACAUCCACUUUGUUCAAUUUGAUUCUGAAGGUGUAUUUGGUUGGAUUCUGAUGGACCGAAAUGUUGUUGAAAUGACCCUGACAGCGGAGCCAAUCGAAUUUAUUGACAGGCGAUCAAGGAAGAGGAGGAAUCUGGAAUCCAAGGCAGAACUUCUACACUCCGAUGUCCUCCCUCGUAUCCCCAACCCCAUAGCAUGCCUCUCCUCCAAUGACAUGCUCAUCUUCCAGCUCACCAUCAACUACAAUGACCGUCACCUCAGCCACUUCCCAGUGUAUCAGAAAGACCAUCUCUUCAAUAGCAACCCUAGCUGGGACUUUGGGGCCUUCCGGCGGCUAGAGCGACUCAUGAAGCAGACUCAGUUCAACUCGACCAGAUUUGCACACGUGUUCUCGGAGACGGGGAAGUAUGUGUUCCUGGACAACGCCAUUCCAGAGUGGAGUCUAGUGGUGGUGGUCAGUGAGAGAGGGACAGAGUGUGACCCCACUGCAGCCGUUUUCCAGCCCAUGACCCCUGCCCAACUGGUCAAGCACGGGGUCAUCAAACAACACCGGCUCAACCUGCUGCCUGACUGGGGCGCCAUCGUAGGUGUCCUGAGUCUCCUGCUUGUGCUGAUCCUGGUGCUCACCACCACAGCUCUGGUUCUGAAGCCCAGUCGGGCCAAGCUGGUGUGCCAGGGCAAACUGAGGCCUAAGUGGCGGAGCCUGGGAGAGCCCAUCCCUCCAGUGGAAUACGUCUACAGUGGAGAAAGCCUGAAUGGCCAGGGGGUGCUGGGCUGCAGGGGAGUCGGAGAGGGGGCUGAGGCUGAGGAGCCUGCAGUCUGCCGUGGAGGAGGAUACAUGACUGGGAAGUUUGAGCUGGAGGAAUUCAACGUGAAAACUCUCUACGACAAGCUGGAGGAUCAGAACCUGCAUUUGGCGUCCCAGCUGGCCAGGCACCGCAAGGACACCCAAGAGUUCUACCGAAAUAUCUGUCAACAAACAGAUGCGCUGAGGGAUGUUCUGGAGAACAUGGAACCCAAAAAGUUGGGUCUGUUGAAAGAGCUAUUGGAACGCGAUGCCUUGCAGAAUGAUCCAUACACCAAUACGGAUGCAGACGGGGACGGGCGUAUCCAAUCAACAAAAGAACCGUCAGUGGUGCUGAUGGGAGCUGUAGUCAGAGCAUUGGAGGCAGUCCUGUACAGACUUAGCGGAGAGAGCUGGCAGCAGCAGGACAUGACCGCAGCACACUGCCACACAGACACCAGGGAGUGUGAGCUGCACACAGGCUACACACAGUUUUCCUCAGCCAACAUGACCAAACCUGCAUCAGGCCAUGAGACAGGACCACCACCUCAUGAUCUAGUACACCUACAGAGCACAGCCCCCUGUCUGAGUGAACAGGACCUGUCCAAACUAGUGGCAAUGACCCCUCUGUCCAGGACCCUGCAGGAGAUACAGGAGUCCCUCCAGAACCUAUCUGGUGUAGACAGAGCCAGUACUGACAAGACCACAGAGGACCCAGCAGUGCACCUGAUUCCCGUUGCCCUGGACAACCUCUCCCCACAGCACUUUGCCAUCUUCCUGUUCGGCUGUCAUGUUGUGAAACUGCUUUGCAACACCCAAAUCUUUCCCCCUGUCAUGCUGCUUCUGUCCAAAACGGUUCCUGUCUCAGCCUACGAGGGCCUGGUGUCACACUGCAAUGGGGACUUUUAUUUUGACACCACCAACCAGAUUCUGUAUCUCUGUGAGGCAAAGCUUGAGAGUGUGGGACAGUUUAUUGCCACUCUCCUACAGUCUAUGGCCUAUAUUGCUUCAGGUUCCAAGCCUGAACGCUUCAUGCAAGUCCUCCAUCAUGCCAUCUCUGCUUUGAGCCUUCAGCUGUUCAACGCCUCUUUCAGAUAUGAUGCAAACAAGGCGGAGAGGGACACCUCACUGACCUCAGACCAGUCUCCUGGGAAGUUAGUAGAGGACUUUCUCAAUGUCCGUGUCCCCACUGAAAGCCAGUUCACGGAGCACCUCUUGUCAGACAGACUCCAACGAUAUAAGUAUUUCAAUGUGGAGCAAAUCGUGUGGGAUCUUAAGCAAUUUCCAGCAGAGGACACUGAAAAGGGUAACCUGUUUUGA
Molecule: messenger RNA, 2145 nt
Organism: Salvelinus sp. IW2-2015
Lineage: Eukaryota; Metazoa; Chordata; Actinopteri; Salmoniformes; Salmonidae
Source: RefSeq, a predicted model, not a curated record